UAAUGGAGUCGUCUUCGAAUUUAGAGAGAACUUCCUUGAUCUAGGAAUUCAGCCCUUGGAUUUUCCUGGUAUCGUAGCUUUGUUUGCCCUUCGUGGAAGAAGAAAUUGGAUUAUCCGUUCCUUUUUGAGAUUUCAUCAUCUAGACAAGUUCUCGAAUUUUACUUUGAAGUUGACUGACAAGCGAAACUCGGAAACUUCCCGGUGGUUAAUGCUUAUGAUUAUGCAGCCGAAAGUUGAAAGAAAAGAAGGAAAGACUUGGGUUAUUGGGUAGACCACAGAGAAAAGGAAAAGGGAAAAGGGAAAAGGGAAAAGUGCAGACAAUCCCAAGAAAAUUUUCAAAUCCUCUAAAAUCACAAUCAAAUGGGAAUUGGCAAAUGGGUUCAGUGUCCUCAGGGAAAGCUAAACAGGCUUUCACAAGGAAGCUUCUCCGAUGGAAGCGUAAUCUUCUUGUUUAUUAAUUCCUUCCCUUGCGACCCACACUCUCUAUAUGCUUUUUCUUCGACGACCUGAAACUUCCUUCAUUCUUGAGAGAGAGUAACUUCAAUGUCUGACAUUAAUUUGAAUGCGGAAUCGGUGGAGUCAACUCUGAACUCCGAUUCAUUAAUCAUUAAUCCGUCCAGAGAUGCUGCUAAUGGCAAUAAUAAGGGAGUUGAUGAUAUAGUAGAAGUAGGAGGUGACGGGAAUGGAAUUGAGAAUGAAAACGACACAGCGGUGACGACGGAGCAUUUUCCUGGAAGCAAUGGCAGGGGAGUGAGCAGGGAUUCUCAGGGGAAAUCACCGCAAGAGAAUCUCUCGUUUGAGAUUGAACAGACGAUUAGUGGCGGAGAGGUUCAGGGAAAUAUCAGGAGGAGGAGAGGACUUAGGUCUAGAAGCUCCCUUUACAGAGGAGUUACCUUCUACAGAAGAACUGGGAGAUGGGAAUCUCAUAUCUGGGAUGUUGGGAAACAAAUCUACCUGGGUGGAUAUGAUACUCCUCAUGCUGCAGCCAGAGCCUAUGAUAGAGCAGCUAUCAAAUUCAGGGGUGUUGAUGCUGACAUCAAUUUUAACGUAAGCGAUUAUGAGGAGGAUAUGAAGCAGAUGAAGAAUUUGACCAAGGAAGAAUUAGUACACGUACUUCGCAGACAAAGCACCGGUUUCUCAAGAGGGAGCUCGAAAUAUCGAGGGGUGACAUUGCACAAGUGUGGCAGAUGGGAAGCUAGAAUGGGCCAAUUCCUGGGCAAGAAGUAUCUUUAUCUUGGGUUGUUCGACAGUGAAGUAGAAGCUGCAAGGGCAUAUGACAGGGCAGCUAUUAAAUGUAAUGGAAGGGAAGCAGUGACCAACUUUGAUCCAAGUAACUAUGAAGGUGAAAUGUUUGAGGCCAAUAAUCAAGUUGAUCUUGAUCUGAACUUAAGUCCUCCUCUUGGCAAUGGCCACAGGGGAAGCGAAGAGCAUAUCCAGCUCCACUCAGCCUCUUACGUGCAAAACAGGGGUUCAGGGGAUCAAAGUGAGGAUAACAAUGAAAUCCAGUCUCGUCUUUCUUCCCCAGCACCUCAUUCACCCGAGACUGAUCAAUUCAGCUGCAUGGAUGUUGAACAUGGCAAUGGCAGUUGCAGGGCAUGCUGCAGAGCAGAGAGUUUGAAAAGAAAGGUUUUCGAGUGGAUGUUUGCUAUAGCCAACUUCAUUGUUGAGCUCUUGUCAAUAGUUUUUGAGCAGCUUUCCUCUCAGCAUUACUCUCUUUUUCUGCCAAUAUGCAUGGGGAUGUCUUUGCUAGCUCUGUUUAUUUGCACCUUCGAACUCGUGUAUAAGGCUCAGAAAGAACGAGCCACUUGGCAGUGGUGUGGCGCAAUACCUUGGUUUUAUUAUCCAUCUCAAAGUGGCAUUCGUCUUGGUUCUUUCAUAGACAUUGCUGGAUUGGCUUGUGCAUUUGGUCAAUGCAUUCUCACAAUAAUUGGUUAUUGUUUGUUUCUAAGGAAUGGUAGCAAUCCAAUCAAAAUAUCCAUUUGGGCUAGCGUCUUUGCCUCUUGUCAAUUGUGUUCCAAGUUCUGUGGAGAAUUCAAACAUGAUGUUCAUGGGCAAGUUCUUAAUCAAGUCCAAACAAGUGUAUAAUAUAAGAAUUCGUCAAGUUUUCAACUCAGGACUUUACCGUUCUUGGUAUGAUAUGUGAAUUGAUGUUGUAUACGGAAAUUAUAAUGAUUUUUUA
Manihot esculenta (cassava) is the source of this 2179-nucleotide messenger RNA. Its product is annotated as APETALA2-like protein 3. Gene Ontology annotation, molecular function: DNA-binding transcription factor activity; DNA binding. The transcript is spliced from 11 exons. NCBI's taxonomy places the organism in Eukaryota, Viridiplantae, Streptophyta, Magnoliopsida, Malpighiales, Euphorbiaceae. Gene Ontology annotation, biological process: regulation of DNA-templated transcription. The record is from RefSeq and is a predicted model, not a curated record. The coding region runs from base 544 to 2085 and encodes 513 amino acids.